This is a messenger RNA of Daphnia pulicaria, 780 nucleotides long. Its product is annotated as glutamate receptor ionotropic, kainate glr-3-like. The record is from RefSeq and is a predicted model, not a curated record. Lineage: Eukaryota; Metazoa; Arthropoda; Branchiopoda; Diplostraca; Daphniidae. Gene Ontology annotation, molecular function: ligand-gated monoatomic ion channel activity. Bases 10 to 780 code for a protein of 256 amino acids. Gene Ontology annotation, cellular component: membrane. The transcript has 5 exons.
ACGAUUUAUAUGAUCAACACAGUGACAAGCCAAGGAAAUGCAAUUCCUCUUCGUCGUCUCUCCUUUCGGAUACUCGUCGGAGUUUGGGUGCUAGCCGCCACUGUCUUGGUCAACAGUUAUUCAAGCAUCGUUACUUCUUACAUGACAGUCCCAAAAAUGAAACCACCCAUCAACACGUUCGAAGAUUUGGUCGCAAGCGAAAACAUCGAACUUAUUCUUCUAGCUGAUACCAUAACCAAGAAGCGAAUACUGGAUGCUACACAUGGUGCACAAAAGCAACUAGGCGAUGAUAUUCGCGCACAUCCUGAUCGAAUAUUGAGCAGCAUAGAGAAAGUGAACGUUCGCUUGAGAACUGAACGUUAUGCUUUUGCAAAUCCCCAGUCGUUUUGCGACAACUUUGUCGCCAGUCAGUUUCAGGACAAGGGCAAUUGCCGAUUUAAAACCACAGAUUCUUAUUCCAUGACCAUGUAUUUUUCUAUGCCAUUGCAAAAGAACAGCGAGUACACGCCGAUUUUUAAAGACGCUUUUAUGGAACUCUGGGAAACCGGACUUCCUCAAUAUUGGGUGAAAAACAGCAUACCACGAGCGCCGAAAUGCUUCGAAAAAAAAAAACUACGGAGAACCGCCAUCCCCAAACCCAUUCGACUGGAUGACUUGGCAGGUGCAUUCUUGAUUUUGGGCGUCGGCGUCGGUCUAGCAACAUUCUUUUUUCUCAUGGAGAAUAUUAUUAUUCGUGCCCUAUCUCCGCCGACGUCAAAAGCAGCGAGUGAAAAAAAAUAA